Messenger RNA from Colletotrichum orchidophilum, 285 nucleotides. RefSeq lists its product as uncharacterized. The record is from RefSeq and is a predicted model, not a curated record. The coding region runs from base 1 to 285 and encodes 94 amino acids. Lineage: Eukaryota; Fungi; Ascomycota; Sordariomycetes; Glomerellales; Glomerellaceae. The transcript has 4 exons.
AUGUCGGGCAAGUACGCAUUCACAAAAGCCCUCAAGGAGGUGCGCUUUCUCUUCUGCCAGACGGGCGAGCACAGCGCCGCAACCCGUAAUUUCGUCGCGAGAGCCUACCCCACGAUGAAGAAGAACAACCCCCAGACCCCCAUCCUCAUCCGCGAGGCCGCCGGCACGCUACCCAAGAUUUACGCGAGAUACGAGUUCGGUGUUGAGAAGAGCCAAUCGCUGGAAGGCCUGUCGGACAAGCAGAUCGAGGACACAGUCACCACCCUGGUCAAGAACGGCGCAUAA